AUGCCGCCGCUCCCUCGGCGCCGCCCGCAGCCCCGGCCCGUGGGGCGCCGCCUGGCGGACACGGAGCGGCGGCGCGAGCGCAGCGCCCCCCGGCGGCAGCAGCGCGCUCCGGUGCGGUCUCGGCCCCGCAGCGCCCCGGGGAUGCGGAGCCCCCCCCCGCCCCGGAGCCCCGAGGGCACCGCACCCCCCUGGGCAGAGCAGCGUCCUCCUACUCCUCUCCCGUGCCCGAACCCCCGUGGGCUCCCGCCCGCCGCGCCCCCGCCGAACGAAGGGAGCUGGAUCGCCGCGGGCGGGAGGAGCCGCUCCGGGGCAGGCGCUGGGGCCGAGUCCGGACUGCGCCCGGUGCGGGACCCGGGGCCCCGCCGGGGCUCGGUCCUGCUCCAGCCGCUCAUCCGCCACCUGCUGGGAUUUACUCAACAGCUGUAAAGGUGCUCAUUCCAUGUCCCUUUCCAAGGAGAAAUGAGCAAGACAAGUCCUGAGGGUUCACUUGGUCCACAGCCAGAGCUCUUCUGGAGAGUGUCAGGGCUGGUCCCACCUGCAGAGGGGCGUUUCCUGGAGGUGAGUGUUCACAGCCCCAAAUCACUGCAGGUGCUGAGGCUGGGACCACUUUUCUGGCCCAGAGCUGCAGGGAGCCCUUGGUGACUCCCACUCACUGCCAGGAAUGUUCCUUGGUGUUUCCUCAGUGUGUCCCAGCUGGCUGGGAAUGUGGGGCAGGAGGAGGCCAGGAGCCCCAGGAAGGGAACCAGCACCUCCUGUCCUCAGUAUUUGCAGGGGAGCAGCUGUGCCUCAGUGUCCUGCCCGUGGCAGGCAGUGUGCCACCCACACAUCCUGGGGAUGGGCACUGGGAUGCCUGGGCAGUGCUGGGAUGGACGUGGAUAAAGGGCUGCCUGCGGCUUCUCAGCCAGGGGCUGCUCUGAACAGGCACCUGGAGAUGCUUCAGCCCAGACAGACCCAGCCCACAGCCCAGAAUUACCCAAGGAACAGCUGGAACAGCUGGCGUUGCCUGGGAAUGUCGGCACGGUGCGUUUGCGGAGGGGCUCAGGCAGCAAUUCCCGGUGCCGACCUCCCGGAGCUCCCGCAUAUCCCCAGGCUGUCCCAGCCCCCCAAACCCCUUCCCUUCCAGCCUGGGGACAUCAUCCCUCAGUUAAAGCGUU
Molecule: messenger RNA, 1154 nt
Organism: Vidua macroura (Pin-tailed whydah)
Lineage: Eukaryota; Metazoa; Chordata; Aves; Passeriformes; Viduidae
Product: proline-rich protein HaeIII subfamily 1-like
Exons: 3
Coding region: 1-426 (141 amino acids)
Source: RefSeq, a predicted model, not a curated record